CAAACUCCUUCCUCGAACGUUUUCUCGUCUCCUCCCUCGCUCUCAUCUCCCAAUUCGCCGGCCUUAUUCUCCCUCUUCCCCAUAUUUAAAACCCUUCGAUUCCCCUUCAACCUCAAUCUACGUCGUCUUCCUCAGUUAUUCUUGCCGGAUCAAGAACCCCAUCACGGAGUGGGCGAGAAAGGCAUGAAAUUUGGGAAGGAUUUCCGGAGGUUCCUCGAGCAAACACUGCCGGAGUGGAGGGACAAGUUCCUCCCCUAUAAGCCCCUCAAGAAGCUCAUCAAGCACCUGCCGCCGCCGCCUCCUCGGGCGGAGGGGCUGCCUCCUCAGGCGGAAGGGCCGCCUCGCCCCACCGGAGGCGCCGCCCGGCCCUUGGCCCCCGCCCUCGAUGCGUGGUUCGCCGCCGUCCUGAACGAGCAGCUCAAGAAGUUCAAUGACUUUUAUGUCGACGAGGAGGAGUAUUACGUGAUCUGGUUGCAGGGACUCAAGGAAAGAAUUGAGAAAAUCAAAGAGCGCAAACGUGGAACAUUUACAUCUGACAGAAAAUUUAGUGAGGAGAUGUUGGAGAUUCGUAAAGAUUUUGUCACUGUCCAUGGGAAGAUGGUUCUUUUGAAGAACUACAGCUCCCUCAACUUUACAGGCCUUGUCAAAAUACUAAAAAAAUAUGACAAGAGAACAGGAGGUCUGUUAAGUCUGCCUUUCACUCAACAUGCUCGUCAUCAACCAUUCUUCACAACCGAACCACUGACUAGGUUAGUCCAUGAGUGCGAAGCAAAUAUCGAGGUGCUUUUCCCAUUGGAAGCAGAGGUUAUUGAAUCACAUCAAACAGAAAAGGGUGAAACACAUCAAACAUGUAAUCCUGAGGUUUCAUCUGUUCGAGCAGAUAAUAUUGGUGUAUAUCAAAGCAUAAAGGCCGCUAUCAAAAUAAUACAAAGACUACAGAAGGCCCGCUCCACCUACAAUGAUGAUGAUGGAUCUGGAGUUGUUACCACUGAGAGUUCGGCUUCUGACUCGUCGGCAAACUCACAGAACCAGGAGGUAGAUCAAGAAAGUGUACAUUCUGAUGACUAGGUCUCCCAUUGUGUCUAGAAAUCUGCCUACUGUUUUUCUGUUUUUUUAGCUCCUGAGUGCACAAUGGAAUCAGUCUUCUAUCGUGGAUAAUAAUUCAUUACGGAAAUUAACCAUUGUUGUAAAUGUGUAAAUUUUGUAUUAUUUG
Molecule: messenger RNA, 1213 nt
Organism: Musa acuminata subsp. malaccensis (wild Malaysian banana)
Lineage: Eukaryota; Viridiplantae; Streptophyta; Magnoliopsida; Zingiberales; Musaceae
Source: RefSeq, a predicted model, not a curated record